AUGGAACCGCUUUUCAUUCAAGACGACAAGGCACCAAUUAUUCCGUUCAGUAGCUAUACUCCGCGUGUUGCAAUUGUUACAGGUGCUGCACAGGGUAUUGGAUGUGCCAUUGCUCACAGACUUGCUGAUGAUGGCAUCGACGUGGUUAUUAAUGAUCUUGCUUCAAAACAAGAUCAGAUCAAAACUGUUGUCGAAAACUUGCACAAGAAAGGGCGGCGUGCAAUUAGUGCUCCAGGAGAUAUAUCUUCAGAGGCGGAUGUGAUCUCCAUUAUUGAGAGGACAGUACAGGAGCUAGGUAGUGUGGACAUUAUGGUUGCAAAUGCAGGAGUUGCUUUGCUGCGAAGCUUUCUUCACACAAGCGUUGAAAGUUUUGACAACGUCCUUGGAGUCAACGCGCGUGGCACUUUCUUGUGCUUCAAACAUGCCGCACUGCAGAUGAUAAAGCAAGGCCGAGGUGGACGAUUGAUUGCUGCAAAUUCCCAAGUGGGAAAGCAAGCAUCGCAGAAUUUGGUUGCUUAUUCUGCCUCGAAGUUCGCUGUGCGUGGAAUAGUGCAGACCGCCUGCAUUGAGUUGAGAAGAUACGGCAUCACAGUAAAUGGAUAUUCACCUGGAGCUGUUCGUACAAACAUGGAUACCGGAAUUACCGACCCCAAGCAGUAUGUCGCUGCGAUGGGCCCACUUGCAAGCUGCCCGCUAGGGGAACCCGAGAAUAUUGCAAGCCUGGUGGCGUACCUAGCGAAGCCCGAAUCUUUCUUCGUUAACGGGCAAACCAUCGGUGCUGAUGGAGGCUAUCGUUUUGAUUGA
Messenger RNA from Fomitiporia mediterranea MF3/22, 804 nucleotides. Its product is annotated as NAD-binding protein. Bases 1 to 804 code for a protein of 267 amino acids. Lineage: Eukaryota; Fungi; Basidiomycota; Agaricomycetes; Hymenochaetales; Hymenochaetaceae. Gene Ontology annotation, molecular function: oxidoreductase activity. The transcript has 9 exons. The record is from RefSeq and is a predicted model, not a curated record.